Molecule: messenger RNA, 4509 nt
Organism: Paracoccidioides lutzii Pb01
Exons: 4
Coding region: 1-4509 (1502 amino acids)
Source: RefSeq, a predicted model, not a curated record
AUGUCGUACCAGGGAUUUGGAUAUCCCCCAUACCAAUACUUGACUGGCGGGCAGAAUACACAAUCCUCCUCCUACUCCUCACUCCGCCAGAUCCCAGCUACCUCGGCGUCACCAGCCUCGAAUAUCCAGCAGACUGAUAGGAGCUACGGACUGCAGAGCUAUGAGUGGCAAGGCCAAAACAACCCGGAUAUAGCCGCCCAAAACUCUAAGCAGCAACAGUCCGGAAACUGGCCAUCCGACGACCCCGCGCAGGGAUACGGGUAUCAUCAGCAACCCCAGCAGCAACAAUCUAGCUACCAUACGUCCAAUGCCGUGUCGUCAAUCUCGUCUCAACAAACCCACCAUACCCACCAAAUCCAGCGGGCCCAACCAGCCCAACAAGCUUAUAGUCAGCUUAUUUCACCAACACAGCAACAUGCACCCUAUGGUUCUGCAUUAGAACCUGUCGCCAUCCACGACUCCGCCAUUGAUUCGCCUUCAAACACCUCUGUCUCCGCUAACAUGAGUUAUCAGUCCGAAUCAAGAAAUCAGAGCAGAUCUCCCGCAAAUGCUGCUUCGUCAAUUGAUCGCCCGAACUCCGCUCAACGCUCGCGGACUGCCGCAGCUUCGGCAAUGACUGCUUUGUCUUCUAGCAUUCCCCCACACCGUACAUCUACCAGUCAAGCUGCUUCCUCAACGCCUUCGCAUUCCUACCCAUGUUACGGGACUCUUAUGUCAAAUUUGGUAUCCUCAAACCCCACAGGACCAUCGCCAUUAGAGCAGACUGAUCAGUCUUAUCACCAGCACCAGCAAAUCGCUAAACUGCAAUAUAGUAGAAGCUCAACAACGUCCGCACAGUCGAACAUCUCUAAGCAUCAACAAUCCGCAUCCCAGACACGAAACGCAUACUCCCCCACAGUGUCAGCUGCUCCCACCUCUACGUCAGCUUACCCUGGCCAUUCGACUGCAUCACAGCGAAAAGGCAGUCCAUGUUGCAGUAGCAGCGGUGCUCCUCAGCACUCUCACAGCUCAUCUCCUUCUCAACACACCAUUUCAAAUACCCCUUACGAUAACUCUGCUUCUGAGGAUCAGGCGGCAAUCACAAGUCAAUCACAAGCAUACCAGUCUUCCACUCCAAAUUUUAUAGACCCGAGCAAAAUUUACAACCCUUAUUAUCAGGAAUAUCAGAAAAAGAAGGCUGCAGAGGCAGAAGCGGAAUCGGAGCGACUUAAACAGAAAGAGCUAGAGAAACAGAAGGAGUUGGAAAAACAGAAGCUGUUAGAGAAACAGAAAGAAGAGGAGAAAGAUAUACAGAGCGUAUUUGUUCAGGCUGAGGUUAAACAAAAGCUUGAGGCAGAUAAGGCGAAAGCUGCUCAUGCACACGCGGAGAGGAUACAGGUUGAAAGCAUUGCAGCAGCAUCCGGCUCAUUUUCCUUACAAAAGGUCAAAAAAUUCGGCCGCAAACCCGAUCACAAAUCAAUAGUAGAAAACUCUACUUCUGCUGCUCCAGCUGAAUCGACUGAGAAGGCGAACACCACUCAGGCACCACCUGUUCAACCACAUAUUCAACAGCCUGUUCCACUACCUGGAGGUCAGGCAUCUGCACCAGCUCCUGCAGCACAGGCUGAGGCACAUUCAGAUGAGGAUAUGGAUCUGGAAAUGACAAUGAUGUUGGAGAAAAUGAAAAAGCUGAAAUCGAAGGAUCCAAGUAAAUUUGCCAGGUUGUUUGGUUCUCUCGACCAGUCAAAUAAUUCCCACUCUCAAGGUAUGCAAGAACGGAGUAGUGCUGCGAGAUUUCCCGCAUCUGCGCCUGAUGCUAGCACUACUAUUAUUAACACUCCAAAACCCACAGAUGAGAACGAUCCACGUCGUGACUGGGGUAAAUUCCCUGCAGCUCGACGGAAACGAAAGUCGAAAGGUCAAGCGGCGACUGUUCAUCAAACUAAUUCUUCGUUCACUCAACUGCAGGCAGAACAGCCUGAGCCGAUAUCUCCUUCGCAGCCGGAGAUGAACAAGAACAAUGGACGAGGACAGACAGGGGAAGUUAUAAAGGAAGCUAUAAAGAUAGAUAAACUCAUAGGUUCCGAUAAGGUUCGGCCCGGUCCGGCACCGGUGUCAACACCAUCACCUGCUUCCGCUCCAGCUCCAGCUACAGCAUUAGUACCAAAAUCAUCACCUAAUCCAGAGUCAGAACUAAUAAAGAACGGGCCAGAUCAGACGGCAGCUACAAUUUGGCCUGAACAGAGACGAUUGGCUCUAGCCAAUGCUGCUGCAAGUUAUAUUGACCAAGUUUUUGCAAAUGCCAAUUCUGGCAGGAAAUGCCCACCUGAACUAGUGUUGAGUCUUAUAAACCAAAACCCAAGCUACAUUGAGCUUUGUGGGAUGCUGGAGUCACGCGGUUAUUCAUUGAAUCGUGUUCAUUUUGCGAAACAUCUACUUAGAGCUGUACCGGAAUUAACUACUAGUUCCGGGCCGACACCUGCUCCAUCAUCCGCUCCUAGCCAGCCGCGAAGCCAACCGCAGAGCCAACCGCAGAGCCAACCGCAGAACCAACCGCAGAGCCAACCACAGAGCCAACCGCAGAGCCAACCGCAGAGCCAACCGCAGAGCCAACCGCAGAGCCAACCGCAGAGCCAGUCGCAAAGCCAGCCGCAAAGCCAACCGCAAAGCCAAACCCCCCCAACAGCGACACAACCCCAACCGGCAUCAUAUCCAAGUACACCAUCGGCAUCUAUGCCACCAAUGAGCGGAACCCCUGCAUUUUCAGGGCCGGGUCCAACUCCGACAUCUGUCCCGCCAGAGAACCGUGUUCCCGGGUUUCUAAGAACCCCUUCUUCAUGCCAACCUACAUUGUCACAAGAAAAACCUACUCCGGGUCUUGCAAGACCCUAUCCUCAACCUGCAAACCCAACAGCCUUCCGACGCAACAUAGGUAGUCCAGUUCCCAGCCCAAUGGGAGGCAAGCUGAAACCAAAAUUCCGUGUACCUGCACCCCCUGCACAUGUGCCUGUACCGGGUUCCAAAGAGGCAAAGGCUAGAAAACGUACAUUUGCAGAGAUUGUGGAUUUAUCGCAACUUCUCAGUGACGAUGAACAUCUGCCACCUUCCACCAAAGAUCCACAUUUGGAAAAUACACCGCCCGAAGGCUACAUGGAUGUGGAUAGUCAUAGCGUGCCGCCACUCACCUCUGCCACGCCUGAAACCGCUGGAACCCCAGCUCCUCCCUCAAGGAAGCUGGAUCCAUCACAAUUUAGAAUGACUAAUUCGAAUUCUUCUGCGGAAAAUGAAGCACUCCGAAAACGUGCAGAUAUUGUAAAGCCGUUAAACAAGGCGGAGGCAUUGAAAACGCGGUACUAUGAUCCUAAGACCAUUGCGAGAGACAUUUUGAUUGCCACCGGACGUCACCCAACUCAACGUCCCUUGAACCAGCACCUUUCAAAGCUGCGGGAUAAUUUCUUAGCUGUUGAUAAUGCGUCUGAUCUACGAACAUUCCGCUGGGAACUCGUCGAUCCUGGCGGACCUCCACCUCCCGAAGUACCUCUUGUUGAUGCUAUUUCCAGGCCUCCCUCACUCACUAUUCGCCCGUACCGAACGCCACCAAGUCGCUUAUCUAAUCGGAUUCCACGUGACCAGGCCAAGGAAGACUUUACCUCUCGAUCUUCUUUACGUCCUUCACAAUUUCCUCAUACACCGUCUCAUCUUCGCAUUUCUCAGACGGUCAACGGUGAUAACCCGUCACUUCAAGAUCAAAAUAAUAAUAAUAAUAAUAAUAACAAUAAUAAUAAUAUGAUGAUGAUGAAUUCCACUCCUCCAAUCCCCGGACCUCGUCGCCGUGGACGCCCUCCGGGCGCGAAAAACAAACCCAAAAUUGCAGAUCGAGUCGAGAUUACGAUUUCGACAAGUUCACAGGUAUCACCCUCGAGGCAACCAUACCACAUAUACGAAUGCAAGUGGAGAAACUGCGAUGCCCAGCUUCACAAUAUUCAGACACUGCGGAAACACGUCACUCGCCUCCAUGUUCCCAAAGUCAGCACAAGCGUCACGUCCUGCUUGUGGUCCGGGUGCAGCGUCCCGGGAGCUGAUGGAGGGAACAACUUCACAACGUGUGAUGAGCUGCGUGAUCACUUGGAGAAAGUACACUUGAAUGAAAUUGCAUGGACGCUGGGUGAGGGCCCAGGGUCGGUAAGAUCCGGUCAUCAAGAUUCCAAUAUCGACGAUUAUCUGAAUGACGAAAAUGGUCGCACCGUCAUUGCCAAGGCAACUACUAAAGGCACACGGCCUACCCUGGUUCUCCCCGCGACCUACAGGUCGAUUCGGUCCUUCAACAAAAUGUACGGUAUCGAGAGCGACAAAGCAAAGGCGCUGGAGGUGAUGCGGGCUAUCGAAAAGAAACAAAUGAUGGUUGGAAUAGGUCUGGGACGCAGCGGGUGUACAUUCAUGAACCCGAAAAGACAGGAGACGAUCGCUGACUCCGAGAGCGUUUUUGAGAUUAUACCUGAGGAUGAGGGUAGGGAUAAUAAUGAUCUCUAG